GCUUUAUACACGUGAUAUAAACUAACUCGGAUUAUACGUAUACAUGAGGGGUAUAGUAUCAAAUAAAACUUAAUGUCGAGCAUAGGUGUUCUUUGUCCUUUUAAGCUCCUAUUAGCAACCAGGCAUGUAUUAGAACAAUGAUCUAGCACCAUGAGCCACUUUAUACCUACUUUUUUUAAUCCUGGUCAGGGAAACCUCCCGGCUUCGUCUAGUACAGACAGAGUAUGCAUGGAGAGGUUUAAAAGCAGCGUUAGGAACAGCACAGGGGUCAUAAAUGCUUGUCCUGGUACCCCCAGUAUCAAUACUAAACCUAGUGUACUGUCUGGUGGAUUCGAUCUCCCGUGUAGAUUGGAUCUAAUAUGGGGGAUCGAAUCUAUCGCGUGAUUGGCUCGAUGGGAAUAGGAUAUAUUCUGGGGUAAAGUAGGUUAUCAUAGAUUCGGACUGGUGAAAGACUUGCUUUGAGAGAGCCAGAGUUUAGUAUGACGGAUCAUUUGAAUCGUACUAUGGGUGAAAAAUUAUUCAACCAUGAAUAUUUUAGUGGG
Molecule: messenger RNA, 542 nt
Organism: Babjeviella inositovora NRRL Y-12698
Lineage: Eukaryota; Fungi; Ascomycota; Pichiomycetes; Serinales
Exons: 1
Coding region: 151-384 (77 amino acids)
Source: RefSeq, a predicted model, not a curated record